This is a messenger RNA of Vigna unguiculata (cowpea), 654 nucleotides long. RefSeq lists its product as uncharacterized. The record is from RefSeq and is a predicted model, not a curated record. NCBI's taxonomy places the organism in Eukaryota, Viridiplantae, Streptophyta, Magnoliopsida, Fabales, Fabaceae.
AUGACACCAUACGAGGCAUUGUAUGGUCAGAGAUGUAGGACUCCUUUAUGUUGGCAACAAGAUGGGGAGUCAGUCGUACUUGGACCAGAAUUCUUACAGCAAACCAUUGAGAAGGUGAAGAUGAUACAGGAUCGGAUGCGUGCAACUCAUAGUCGGCAGAAAUCCUAUGCAGAUAAGAGGAGGAGGUCGCUAGAGUUUGAGGCAGGUGACCACGUAUUCCGCAGGGUUACACCUACAACAGGAAUUGGGAGAGCUCUCAAGUCGAGGAAGUUGACUCCUAGGUUCAUCGGGCCGUACCAGAUCAUGAGGAGGAUUGGACCAGCGCCGUACGAGAUUGCUUUGCCACCUCAUCUGGCAAACCUGCACAAUGUCUUCCACGUAUCACAGUUGAGGAAGUACGUUAUAGAUCCUACCCAUUUACUGGAGCAGGAUGAUGUCCAAGUGCGCGAGGAUCUGACCAUUGGAGUUGGACCGGUGAGAAUCCUGAAUUCUCAAGUCAAACAACUCAAAGGGAAGGAGAUUCGAACUGUGAAGGUCCUCUGGGACGAGGCAACCCAGGAGAUGACGUGGGAGAUGGAGGAUCUCAUGAGGAAUUCUUAUCCUCACAUGUUUCCUAGUAAGUCCUAUUUUCGAGGACGAAAAUUUUUAAGGUAG